Diuraphis noxia (Russian wheat aphid) is the source of this 1146-nucleotide messenger RNA. RefSeq lists its product as uncharacterized. Lineage: Eukaryota; Metazoa; Arthropoda; Insecta; Hemiptera; Aphididae. Gene Ontology annotation, molecular function: metal ion binding. The record is from RefSeq and is a predicted model, not a curated record.
ACGGACAACAAGAUUCAUUAUUUAAAUGCUUUACUGUUUUGAAAUCGCGCUAAGAACAAAAACCAAAACGGMGUCACGUGUUUAGYGUUUACUAGUAAAAUAGGCUUUCGCCGUAAAUAUGUCUGCGAUAAGAUGCAAAUUUUAUUUGCAAGGGAAUUGUUUUUACGGYUCAUCUUGUCGGUUCUCGCAUGAUCAACCACACCGCUCAAACAAUCAAUAUGACUAUGAAAAUCAAUCAAGGAGUAAUAGGAAUGCAAGCAAAAGUUAUUAUGAUAGCGGUAGAGAUUAUAAUGAUUAUUACGAGUAUGAAUCAAAAAGUAAAAACACUAACUACAAUUAUAGAAAUGAUUAUAACAGCAAGAAUAAUUAUCAUAAUCAGAGAAAUGAUUAUAAAGAAGAUUACAAUUCAAGUAAUCAUUAUGGAAACCAAGCUCAAAGACAGCWYAACGUAAAGAAUUACUAUAAAGAUGACAACAGGCAGGAUAAAAAAUCUAAUCAGGAAUAUGGUUAUGAUACAAACAAAGUGCAUUUCAGUUCAAAUAGGUAUAAGAAUUCAGAUGAUCAAAAACAUAUUCAUGGGUCCUAUGUCCAUAAAAGUAAUGACAGAGUUGAUGAAAAAAAAAAUAUAUUGAAACAGUAUGAAAAUGAAAAACGGAAUGUUGAUGACCUAUUUUUUAAAGUAAAAAAGCAGAAAGAAGAUAUUUUAAGAUUUGAAAACUGUGUACAAGAUGAUAUAGUAUCAACAUUUAAAAAAUGUGAAAAAUCUAAAUUUCCUAAUUUUGAAAACUCUAUUCAGAUGGACCCAAACAGCUACUGGGAUAUGACUAUCAAGUCUUUGGCAGCACCCAAUAACAAAAAAAGCGAAUUGGAGUCAUUUAGUUUUGUUUCCUCAAAAAACAAUAAGAACUCUAACAACGAGCCACAAUUGAAGAUACUCAUGCAAACUGAAGUAUAUGGUAAAAUAGACAAUGAUGCAUUUGCUCAAGAUCAUUUUACCGAAUUCAUACCUAUUAUGCCUCCGCCUAGAAAGUACUGUGUAUAACUUUUUUUUAAAUAAAUUAAUAACUAAGAUAAAGUAAAUAAUAACAAAAAGUAAUUAAAUUUGUAAGAUAAAUUAAUUAACUACAAAUCAUAGGUUUGAAUACA